Messenger RNA from Venturia canescens, 2279 nucleotides. It is a transcript of the gene Nt5a, whose product is annotated as 5' nucleotidase A. The record is from RefSeq and is a predicted model, not a curated record. Gene Ontology annotation, biological process: mRNA 3'-end processing by stem-loop binding and cleavage. Gene Ontology annotation, molecular function: 5'-nucleotidase activity; U7 snRNA binding; histone pre-mRNA DCP binding. NCBI's taxonomy places the organism in Eukaryota, Metazoa, Arthropoda, Insecta, Hymenoptera, Ichneumonidae. Bases 373 to 1947 code for a protein of 524 amino acids. Gene Ontology annotation, cellular component: nuclear body; cytoplasmic U snRNP body. The transcript has 2 exons.
GCCUUUAUGAAUAUUCGAAUAAAAUUUGUUUAUGCAGGGUUGAACAUUUAACAGAUGCUGGCUAUGUACCGAUAGUCGAUCUUGUAUGAAUGAGACGGAUAUGAAAUACAUCUAUUGCACUCUUCUCACUCAUGGGCGAAGGUGACUACCGGUACAUGGUCUGGAUUAUUCCACACUUCCGAAAAUUUCAUUGUCAGUUCAUGCGUUCAGCGAAUGCUGCAACCAUUUCGUAAUAGUGCACUAAGCACGUGGCGACAAAACCAGAAACGAUUCUCACAGGAUUUACAGUUUAUUUUCAAACUCAGUAACCAAACAUGGAUAUAUUUUCGAAAUAAAUUGUAGUACAAUUCAAAUCUCGUGGUGGAUAUUGUCAUGAUAAAAGCGACAAAACUUUUCUGUCGAGCACAAAGGAAUUGGAAUUAUAUUCAGAAAAAAAUACGUACUGGCAAUAGCGAAUUAUUGAAAUUAAACAUUAUUUCUUCCUGCAAUCGUUCGCUCGAAACAUUGUCUGAAUCUUCUGGGAACAAUAACCAAAAAAUGGAUUUCCUGAAAUUGAACGACUAUGAUUGUGUUGGUUUCGACCUCGACCAUUGUUUGGCGUCUUACGACAUCACCAAUUUGGUGAGAUUCGAGUUCGAGCUGCUGUCAAAGUUUAUGGUCGAGCAACGAGGAUGGGACAACAGUCUGAACGACCCUCUACUUGAUGCUGACAUUGAUUUUAUGCAAAAAGGACUUGUGCUUGAUUUUGAUGGUGGCAAUAUUCUCAAGUUGAGAUCGGAUGGUUCAAUAUUUCGUGCAAGCCAUGGCACAAAAUUAAUGACUCAAGAAGAAUUAGAAAAGAAGUAUCCACAUGGGAGGUGGAAAGAGGCAAGUGCUCUCGCAGAAGAUUCCUUGAAAGUUUGGAACGGUCCGGCAUCGCUCAAAGUACGCAGUCUUUUGGACUAUUUCGAUAUGCCAGUUUCUCUUGUCUUUGCUCGUGCCGUUGACGCCUGCGACAGGAAAGGAAAGAUUGAAGGAAAUUACAAUAUCUGGCCCGACAUACUAGAUGGCUUGACAUACAUGUUUGAUAUGAAUAGAAUUGAAACCAACAAAGGUGGAUACUUUUCAGAGUUGAAGAACCAUCCCGAGAAGUACAUAAACCGAAACAAUCCUCGGAUGAUAGAUUGGAUUCGAGAAUUGAAGAGACAAAAAUUUACUUUUCUCAUCACCGGUGCCUAUGCUCAUUGUGCAGAUUUGGUAGCUACCGCUGCUUUGGGUAAUAAUUGGAGAGAGCUCUUUGAUAUUGUUGUUUGUUAUGCAAAGAAACCAGGAUUCUUCACAGAUCAAAGACCUUUUUUGAAACUGUCUGGAACCCAAGAAGUCGAAGCUGUAGAACCUGGAUUGUUGAUGAGAGGAGAAGUGUAUUCUCGGGGCAAUUGGAGAGAAUUGGAAGAAUUUUUUUGUCAAGAAACCAAAAAACAUUCACCCAAAUGUCUCUACUUUGGUGAUAACGUCAUUCAGGAUAUUUAUAGUCCAUGUACUGCUACCAAGUGUGAUACCAUUGCAAUCAGUGAGGAACUAAUGGCCGAGGGAAUGGUUAACAAAGACUUUAUUUAUCCUCACAAAAAAAUAUUGACUUCCCAAAUAUGGGGCUCUUAUUUUUCUGAAGAAACAACGGGUGUUGUUAAUCCCACACUCUGGUGCCAUAUUAUAAAAAAAUCCUCACGACUUUGUGUACCUUCGAUGGACUUUGUCGUGGUGGACGAUUUUGAUCGAGAGUACAAAUGUUCCGCUGGGAACGCAGGGGCAGCUUUUGGUUUUUAUCCGGCUGAACCGCUGAGCAUGAAAAUGUCAUCGGAUAAAAAAAUAGACCCGGAGUAUAAAAACGAUUCCUAUAAUUCCGGCAAUCACGAACCAACUGAGGAAUUUAUCGAAAAACCCCAACAAGACCAACAAAAUGACAUUUAAAUCGAAACGAACUCAGCAAAACCAAAUGGAAGGUAGAGCAGCAGUCGAUCGAAUACUCAAAGGAAGAUCGAGCAAGCCAGAAUCGGAGAUAACAGAGGGAAAUAGAUAAAUUGUCAGUAAGCACGACGAUAGCGACUUAGAAAGUAAGAUUUUCGAUAUCAAAUGACUUUAUUUUUAUAUAAACAUUCGAGUUUUUACUCGUAUAUAAUAAAAAUACGCAUAUAUAUUUAUAUAAAAAUAGUACUGACACCGCAUCCCAAAAAAUACUGUGUUUGUAAUACAACAAUUCACCUUACGAUUCAUAAAUAAAUCAACAAGACAAUACUUUGAAA